Molecule: messenger RNA, 332 nt
Organism: Corylus avellana
Lineage: Eukaryota; Viridiplantae; Streptophyta; Magnoliopsida; Fagales; Betulaceae
Source: RefSeq, a predicted model, not a curated record
CACCAAUUCGGCCACCAUUUUUGCCUGCGUAGGCGAAGGUAUUUUCCUUGGCAAAAAUGAAAAAGAUGAUGUUUCUUGUUCGAUUUCUCCAUGCUUCAACCCUCACCUUUUGCUUGGCAACGUUCGCUUUCGGAGCCACUCUAUUGCCGGAUGGAGAAGUGGAAGCUUUACGUGAGAUAGCGAAUACGUUAGGGAAGACGGACUGGAAUUUCAGCGUAGAUCCAUGCAGUCAACAACCUGGAUGGUUCGACGGACCAGCAGCAGGAUCAUUCGAGAAUAAUCUCACCUGCGACUGCUCCAACGGAACUAGAUGCCACGUUGUCAGCAUUUGA